CUUUAUAGUGUCGUGAGGCUUCCCGCCCCUUCAUCAUCGUUCUGCUUUCUCUGCCUACAAGUCUAAAGCAGCAUACCGACAUCACCGGAAAAGAGAAGAUCCUCAAGUAUGGAUCGCUUCCAGACUGGCUCGGCCACGGCCACACUCGCGGAACGGACGUCAGGCUCAUCCGACCACGACGAGAUCGAACCAGUUCCUCCCGCAAGGAAUCCCUUUAGCACGCCUGUCGGCUACAACUCACCUUAUGGCUUUGGCUCGGCAAGGGGCUCCAGCACUGGUUUCCAACAAGCACAACCGCCCACAUACUUCCAUUCGAGACGGAUAAAGAAGGGUGAACUCGAGCGGCCGUGGCUGGGCAAGAAAGAUCCUAAAGAGAAGUGGGUGACCAUCAUCCCAUUGAUCGGAAUCUUUGUGGGCUUAGCGCUCUCUGGUUUCCUCAUCUAUGAAGGUCUGCAAGGCGUAACAAACCAUGUGUACUGCCCCGUGCUGGACGAGGACUUUUCGGGCGCCGACCUAAACUCCAAGGUCUGGACGAGGGAAGUAGAAGUCGGUGGCUAUGGCAACGGUCAGUUCGAGGAGACGACCAACACCAACGAGAACUCCUACGUCAAGGAUGGCAUGCUAUACAUCAAGCCCACCUUGCAAGACGAGUCACUUAUUAACAACAACAACGUCCUGAACCUGCUCCAGGAUGGUUCCUGCACGGCCACGGAUUGGUACGCUUGUGUGGCUGUUACGAAUACCACAAACGGCACUAUCAUCAACCCUGUUAAGUCCGCCCGCCUCAACACGAAGGUUGGUGCUUCCAUCAAAUACGGCCGUGUCGAAGUCGUCGCGCAGCUACCCGCUGGUGAUUGGAUGUGGCCAGCGAUUUGGAUGUUGCCCGUAAACAACACCUACGGUGACUGGCCUGCGAGCGGUGAGAUUGACAUCAUGGAAGCUCGCGGCAACAACUACACCUAUCCCCAGGGUGGCAACAACAUCGUCUCCUCUACACUCCAUUGGGGACCUGAUGCCGACAACGAUGCUUGGUGGCAGAACAACGUAAAGCGCGAGGCGUUGCACACGACCUAUUCCUCGGGUUUCCACACAUUCGGUCUGGAGUGGAGCGAGAAGUACAUCUUUUCGUACAUCGACACUCGUCUCCUGCAGGUACUGUACACCAACUUCAACAAGCCAUUCUGGCAAAAGGGCAAAUUCCCCGUCUCUGACACGAACGGCACCCGGCUUGUCGACCCCUGGAGCCAGACCGGCCAUGACAGCACACCCUUUGAUCAGGACUUUUAUUUGAUCCUCAACGUCGCAGUGGGUAGCACCAACGGCUGGUUCGAUGACGGAGUCGCAAGCAAGCCGUGGGUUGAUGCCUCCCCAUCCGCCAAGCAUGACUUCUGGAAUGCGAGGAACCAGUGGUACCCAACGUGGCAGAAGAGCGGUGAGAUGAUCAUCAAGAGCGUGAAGAUGUGGCAGCAAAAGGGGUAUAACGGUUGCACCGGUUAGCGUUUCCCGUUUGAUCUACGCUUGGCGCAUAGGGAGUUCAGAUAGAUGCUCAUACGUAUGUACGGUACGAAGGGAGCGGGUUUUAGAAUUCAUGUAAUGUUCAUAGACAUACGUCGCCCAGCGCG
This is a messenger RNA of Baudoinia panamericana UAMH 10762, 1622 nucleotides long. Its product is annotated as glycoside hydrolase family 16 protein. Bases 109 to 1497 code for a protein of 462 amino acids. Gene Ontology annotation, biological process: carbohydrate metabolic process. The transcript has 2 exons. The record is from RefSeq and is a predicted model, not a curated record. Lineage: Eukaryota; Fungi; Ascomycota; Dothideomycetes; Mycosphaerellales; Teratosphaeriaceae. Gene Ontology annotation, molecular function: hydrolase activity, hydrolyzing O-glycosyl compounds.